Diospyros lotus (date-plum) is the source of this 2761-nucleotide messenger RNA. RefSeq names its product acetyl-coenzyme A carboxylase carboxyl transferase subunit alpha, chloroplastic-like. The transcript has 11 exons. Lineage: Eukaryota; Viridiplantae; Streptophyta; Magnoliopsida; Ericales; Ebenaceae. Bases 413 to 2623 code for a protein of 736 amino acids. The record is from RefSeq and is a predicted model, not a curated record. Gene Ontology annotation, cellular component: acetyl-CoA carboxylase complex. Gene Ontology annotation, biological process: fatty acid biosynthetic process. Gene Ontology annotation, molecular function: carboxyl- or carbamoyltransferase activity; acetyl-CoA carboxylase activity.
GGCAUCCAUGGCAGGCGACGCAACGCGCGGGGUAGAGCACAGGUGCGAGCAGCCACCAGCUCCCUUCGUCAAAGCCCUGACGUCCAUAUCGAAUAAAAUGCGGCCUCUGCUCUCCAACACACAACCCUCCCUCUCCCUCUCUCUCUCUCUCCUUGCCUUUGGAAGCAUCGACAGCUGCCUUGUUGCUUGAGCGCCGAUGACGAUCUUCACAAUGCGUUCUUUCUCUCUCUCUCUCUCUCUCGCUGCUUACAUAAAUAAAAUUGUUCUCAUCUGAGAGUGCCACUUUGAAGGCUCCUUCCGACCGGCGCGCCUCUCUCAGAUCUUCCUGCUCCGUCCUCUCUGUCCGAGGUAUAUUCUGUUUGCACCUCUGAAUAGAGGAUCUAUUUGGUGACAGUGGUGGAAGAUUUCGAGAAUGGCUUCACCAUCUCAUUCUCCAGUAACAUUUACUGGAAAUCUGGCUUCCAGAACUUCAGCUUCAGAUCAUUUGCUUGGCGCAAGUAAUGGUAUUGCCAAUGUGCCCUUGAAAGUCCUAGGGAGAGCACGAUUUGGUACCAGGAGGAGGGACUUUACAAUCUCUGCGAAAGUUAGGAAGGUGAAGAAGCAUGAGUACCCUUGGCCAGAUGAUGCAGACCCUAAUGUGAAGCGCGGUGUCCUCACUCAUCUCUCACAUUUCAAGCCUUUGAAAGAGAAGCAAAGGCCAGUCACUUUGGACUUUGAGAAACCUCUGAUGGCUCUACAGAAGAAGAUAAUCAAUGUGCAAAAGAUGGCAAACGAGACUGGUCUGGACUUCAAUGAUCAGAUUAUCUCACUAGAGAGCAAGUAUCAGCAGGCUUUAAAGGAUCUAUACACGCACUUGACUCCGAUACAGAGGGUGAAUAUUGCUAGGCAUCCAAACAGACCAACUUUUCUGGAUCACGUGAUCAGUAUUACUGAAAAGUUUGUGGAGCUUCAUGGAGAUCGAUCUGGUUAUGAUGAUCCUGCCAUUGUUACUGGUCUUGGAACCAUAAAUGGUAGAAGUUACAUGUUCAUGGGUCACCAGAAGGGCAGAAAUACCAAGGAGAACAUUCGACGCAAUUUUGGGAUGCCUACUCCACAUGGUUACCGCAAGGCACUGCGCAUGAUGUAUUAUGCAGAUCACCAUGGAUUCCCUAUUAUUACUUUCAUUGACACUCCAGGAGCAUUUGCAGACCUUAAAUCAGAGGAACUAGGCCAAGGUGAAGCCAUAGCUCACAACUUGAGGACUAUGUUUGGCUUGAAGGUACCAAUUGUUUCCAUUGUUAUUGGAGAAGGUGGUUCUGGUGGUGCUCUGGCCAUUGGUUGUGCUAAUAAAUUGUUAAUGCUCGAAAAUUCUGUUUUUUAUGUGGCAAGCCCAGAAGCGUGUGCAGCAAUCCUGUGGAAAAGUGCUAAAGCUUCUCCAAAGGCCGCUGAGAAGCUUAAGAUAACUGCAGGAGAGUUGACCAAGCUACAAAUUGCAGAUGGAGUUAUACCGGAGCCACUAGGUGGCGCUCAUGCUGACCCGUAUUGGACCUCACAGCAAAUAAGAACUGCAAUUGUUGAUGCAAUGGACGAGCUUGUGAAGAUGGACACACAAGAGUUGCUAAAGCACCGCAUGUUAAAGUUCCGAAAACUUGGUGGGUUCCAAGAAGGAAUUUCAAUAGAUCCAGCAAAGAAAAUCAGCAUGAAAAAGAAAGAAGAAUCCAUUCUUCAACCCCGAAGGACUUCGAACCUGGAGUUGGAGGGUGCGGUUGAAAAACUUAAGCAGCAAAUUCUGGAAGCCAAGGAGUCAUCUACUGAGCCUCCAGUGUUGGGUCUGAAUGAAAUGAUACAGAAACUGAAACUAGAAGUUGAACACGAAUACACUGAGGCGGUUAAUGCGGUGGGCUUGAAGGACAGGCUUAUAUUGCUUCGAGAAGAAUUUAUGAAAGCAAGGAAUUCAAAGGACCAGCCAAUGAGCCCGUCUCUGAAUGACAAAAUGGAGAAGUUCAAAGACGAGCUUAAUCGAAGUUUGUCGGCAGCUCCUAACUAUGCAAGCCUCAACUACAAGCUUCACAUGUUGAACGAAAUCUCUAAAGCCAAGAUCCUGUCCGAAAAGAACAACAAAAUGGGCUCAUUAAGACAGGCAAUUAACAAGAGAUUCAGAGAGAUCCUGGACCAGACCAAUAUGAAGGAAAAGAUUGAGUCAUUGACAAAGGAAAUUGAAGAUUCUGGGGUGCCCAGUUUUGCAGAGUUAGACCAGAGCCUGAAAGAGAAAAUCCUGCAGGUAAAGGAAGAGAUAGAGACAGACCUCUCUGAUGUUCUUGAAUCUCUAGGCCUGCACCCCGAGCCGGCUUCCUUCUCGAGCCUCAAGCUCAAGACAGAGGAACUUAACAAAGAAAUCAACCAUGUAAUUGAAGAUGUUAUCAGUUCAUCAGAUUUGAAGAACAAGAUAGAGCUGUUGAAGAUGGAGGCAGAGAGGGCAGGGAAGACGCCUGACCCGGAAACAAGAAGUAAGAUUCUGGCUCUGGAACAACAAAUAAAGCACAGCAUUGCUGCGGCCGUGGAUUCGUCGGUAUUGAAAGGGAAAUACGAGGAGCUGAAGGCACAGAUCUCUGAAGCCAUUGAUACAUCUGAGGUCAAAAGUUAGGCUAAUUUAGAAGUGAAAGUAGCUUUGCUUGCUGUAAGUUCUUUCAUUCUUUUGCUAGUUUUCGUCCUUGGUGUUACAACUAACAUUUUGAUGACUUCCAAAGGCGCUUUCCUUAAUCUACUUUGGUGGGUAUACACA